UUUAAUUACAAUUAUUUUGUGAUUUUAAUUUUGUUUACUUAUUCCAGCUACAGCUAGAAAAAAGCUGAUAGAGCUUGAUAUUUAAUCAUGCUUAUGACACAAGAGAAUGUUAAAAAAUUUCUAAUUAUUUGAAGUGAAUCUUUAGGCAUUCACUUAAGCUCUGUACAAAACCUCAUAAAAUUAUUAGAAUGCAGUCAUUCCUGAUUCAACAAUUAUGAUUGUCCAACAAAAUGGAUGAAGAAACGUACAAUUCAUUCAUGGAAUACUUACAAAAUGAGCAGUAUCCAGCCCACACCAAGUACUAUUUGAAAGCAACUGAGAAAAUGAAUCGACGCAAUUGGCGACUCAAGUGUAACAAAUAUUUCCUUAGAGAUGGUAAGCUGUGGCAUCGACAAGGCAGCACUGAGCUGCAGGUUGUGUGUGGGGCUGCAGCAGCUAACAAAAUAAUAGCUCAUAUUCACAAUGAACAUCAGAAACCAGGCUGCUGCAAAGGCAUCAACAGGACGCGAGAGAUCUUGACAAAAAGAUUUUUCUGGAAAGGGAUGAGCAGCGACGUAGGCAAAUAUAUUGCUGAAGAAUGUGGGAUGUGCUCUCCUCAAACCCGCAGAGCUAAAUCUAAGCAGAGUGUGUUGCCAGAGCAGCAGAGUAUGUUGCCAGAGCAGCAGAGUGUGUUGCCAGAGCAGCAGAGCUGGUUGCCAGAGCAGCAGAGCAUGGUGCCAGAGCAGCAGAGUAUAGUGCCAGAGCAGCAGAGUAUGGUGCCAGAGCAACAGAGCUGGUUGCCAGAGCAGCAGAGCAUGGUGCCAGAGAGGCAGACCAUGAACACAGAGCAACAGAGCUCGUUGCCAGAGCAACAGACAUGUUGCCAGAGCACAGCAAGUGUGCCGUCGGAGUAGCUAAGUCUGUUCGAACUUGACUUGAUGAUAGUGACAAACCAACAAACUUUUGGCUGUGGUUCAUUUCCUAUUAGAGUCAAUUUGUUUGACGCCAUGUUUACUUAAUAUUAAGCAAUAUGAGGUUAUUCUCGCAGUUACACAUAACGUGUAAAAAAGAAUAGUUACUAGUUUAUCAUCCAAAAACUAGAUAUGUAUGAGAUCUUAUAAUCUCAUACGAUGAAAAUAAAAAUUAUACAAUUAGGCAGGCAGGACGAUGAUAGCACUUUAAUGAAUAUAUUAAUAAUGUCGUCAGUACAACAAAUUAAGUGCCUUGUUUGUUGUUAAUGAAAAGUGAUGAAAAUAAAUUAAAAAAUAA
This is a messenger RNA of Hyalella azteca, 1248 nucleotides long. RefSeq names its product glutenin, low molecular weight subunit 1D1. The coding region runs from base 231 to 893 and encodes 220 amino acids. The transcript is spliced from 3 exons. The record is from RefSeq and is a predicted model, not a curated record. Lineage: Eukaryota; Metazoa; Arthropoda; Malacostraca; Amphipoda; Hyalellidae.